Molecule: messenger RNA, 1734 nt
Organism: Nezara viridula (southern green stink bug)
Lineage: Eukaryota; Metazoa; Arthropoda; Insecta; Hemiptera; Pentatomidae
Source: the annotation of a GenBank genome assembly
GAACAGUUCAAAUUAUGAGUACUGGGUUUAGCUGUUAGUUUUAACAAUAAGUGUAUAUAAUGAAGAAACAUUUUGAAAAACUUAAAUAUUUUGAUGCUUAUUAUAAACCUGUUGAUGAUUUGCAAGAGAGAACUUUUAUUGGUGGCACAGUUUCAAUUUUGUGUUGGUUGACAAUUAUGUUUCUGUCAACUGUCAGGUGUUAUGAAUUCUUUACCAAUUCGGAAACAGAUGAGUCCAUAUAUGUUGAUACUUCAAGAAGUUCAAAGCUAUGGAUAAAUUUAGAUUUUAUCAUACCUAGGAUAUCUUGUGACUAUGUUGCGCUUGAUGCAAUGGAUAGUUCCGGAGAACAGCAUUUGCACUUAGAACACAAUAUUUUUAAGAGAAGAUUAGAUUUGAAUGGUACUCCAAUAGCUGAACCACAAAGUGAAAAAAUAGGUAUGAAAACUUUUACAAUAGAGGAAACCAAUAAUACUGAAUCAACUACAGCAAAACCCGUUUGUGGGAGUUGUUAUGGAGCUGAAGAUCCAAUCCUAAAUAUCACGUGCUGUAAUACAUGUGAAGAAGUAAAAGAAGCAUAUAGAAUAAGAAGGUGGCAGAUACAUGAAACUCAUAUUGAGCAAUGCAAAUCUUCUGCAACAUCACAGCAGAUAGAAAAAGCAUUUAAAGAAGGGUGUCAGAUUUAUGGCUAUAUGGAAGUUAACAGGGUUGCAGGUAGUUUUCACAUAGCUCCUGGUCAGAGUUUUUCGAUCAAUUAUGUCCAUGUACAUGAUGUCCAGCCAUUUUCAUCUGGUCAGUUUAAUACUAGUCACAUUAUUCGACAUCUGUCCUUCUCAAGAACAAAAGUUAUUGGGCAUUUAAACAACCCAUUGGAUGGUUCAGAAUCAUAUGCAACUGAAGGUGGAACAAUGUUUCAUUAUUAUUUAAAAAUUGUUCCAACACUUUAUGUAUUAAAGCAUGGAGAAACAUUGGAAACGAAUCAGUUUUCAGUAACGAAAUAUGAAAAGGUGAUGACACCUAUGAGCGCAGAAUCAGGAAUGCCUGGUAUAUUUUUCAGCUAUGAAUUGUCAGCAUUGAUGGUCAAAGUUACCGAUAAAGAUGUGCCUAUUUCACAUUUGGUAACAGACUUAUGCAGUAUCGUUGGUGGAGUCUGGAUCGUUGCAAUGUUCAUCGAUUCGAUAUGUUAUAGAUCUGCAAAACUUUUAGAAAAAAUUGAUCUAGGAAAAGCUAGCUGAUUCCGUCACACAUUUAAGAGACUGAUUUAUAUGUAUACAUCACACUGUGUUAAUUUUUAAGGUUUUAUUAGUUCCUGCGAUCUCCUGUUGUAACUGAUAUGAUAUGGUUUAUAGCUGUUUCAAAAGUUUGUUUUCGGUGAUAGGUAUAAAAUAUGGUAUUUUUUUAUAUAAUUGCACAGAAAUAGUUAUAAUGAAAUAUUUAUUUAAAAGUUUUUUUUUCAUAAGCAAAAAAUAUUUAUAAUCAUCUUUAUGCAAUUAAUAUUUUUCUAUGUGGUACUGUUAUGAUUCACAUUAAUGAUUGCACAAAUAUUAUUUUAUUAUUUUUUUUUUUUUGUAUUUAUCUUUAACUUGAAAACUUGCAUUAUUUUUACAAUAAGGAGCCAGGGUUACUAUGACAGUUCUAUUUAGUUUACAGAUCUGUAAUAUAUUGUUAUAAAAAUUGUUUUUGAGGUAAUAUCGAGCUAUAUUUCAAUUGACCUGAAGAAAACGGCAAUAAUUAAUU